UAAAAAGUCUUUGCACCUAUAUGUGUGUGUGCGCGUCAUUUUAGAGCGUGAAUUUUCGAUUCGUUAAGAACUGAAAGCCGGCUCAGCGGGAGGUAAAUUUUGCGUACGCGUGAGAUGUGAGGAAAUGCCGCGCCGGCAGCUGCCAUAUCGAUGUCGACAACUUCAACGCCAACAGCAGCAGCAGCAGAAGCAACUAAAAGUAUCGCAAACCCCAGCAACAUAAUUAAAUAAUUGCCAACAGAUCGAUCUCCAUCUGAUAAAUUAAGUGUAAAGUGAGUGAGUGAUUGAGUGAACGCAGUGUAGAGCUUCGGAGCGUUCGAAAAAUUAAAUAAUAACAUUGGCAGGCAAAUCCAUAAAAGGAAUACACACAAUUAACAAAAAGUUCUUUAAUCGAAAUAUUGCAACCAAUCGAAUAAAUUAAAUUUCAACGUGCUGCAAAAAUGAAGCGGCGCAAUGCGGAUUGUGGCAAAUUACGUCGCCCAAUGAAGCGGAACAAAAUCACAGAGGGCAUGUAUGGCAGCACAACUGUUUUAUACAUGAAAUUUCUAAUACUUUGGGCCAUUGUGAUGGUGGCCGACUUCAUGUUUAUGUUCCGAUUUGAAUUCCUAUGGCCUUUCUGGCUGCUGCUACGCUCCGUGCAUGACUCCUUUAAGUAUAAGGGCUUGGCAUUUUCUGUGCUAUUCGUGUGCAUUGCAAUAACAUCGGACCUGGUGUGCUUGUUCUUCAUACCCGUACAUUGGCUGCUCUUUGCGGCCAGUACGUACGUCUGGGUGCAGUACGUCUGGCAUACAGAUAAGGGCAUCUGUUUGCCAACUAUCAUAUUAUGGAUGUUGUUUGUCUACCUGGAGGUGGGCAUACGAUGGAAAGACAGUCGUCAUAUGCCACAUUUGGAUCUAUGCCGACCGUUUGCCGCGCACUGCAUUGGCUAUCCAGUGGUUACGCUCGGCUUUGGCUUCAAAAGCUAUGUUGGCUAUCGUAUGCGCCAGCGCAAGCAGCGCGAGGUUGCAAAAGAGAAUGAGUUUUAUAUGCAGCUGUUGCAGCAGGCGCUGCCAGCUGAGGAGGCUACCGAUGAGGCACAAAUAGCAGGCGCGACAGCGGUGACCGUUGCAACCAACGGUGCAGUGGUUGUGCCCAAUGGCACUGGCGGCGCGCCGGCAGCGCUCACCACAUCGUCCACAUCCCAGGCGAAUGGUAUUUUGGCAACUGCAACGCAAGCACAAAAUCAUCACGAGCAUCAUCACAGCGGCAGCGGAGGCGGCGGCGGUGGCACCAGCAGCAGUGCCAGCAAUAGCAAUCAUCAUCAUCAUCACCAUCACAACAACAAUAAUAAUAACAACAAUAACAACAGUAGCAGCAGCAACAGCAUCAGCAAUCAUCACACCAAGGAUAACACAACUAGCGACAGCAGCACAUCGACUGCGACAACGGCAGCAGCAGUAUCGGCUGCUGCAGCAGCCACAUCAUCGCCAGCAUCAUCGUCAUCGUCCACAAACACAUCAGCCUCUGCGACAGCUAGGCAAUCAAAUUCAACAACAUUAGCAGCAGCGACAACAACAGCAACCUCAAAUGGUCAUGUUGGCGGUGGCUCAAGAAAUCAUCGGCGUAGCAUGGACAAGGACAAGCAUCGCAAUAAAAGCGAUGCAGGCGACACUGAGCACAAUAAUGGCACGCGUGGUGGUAAAAAUAGUAACAGUAACAGCAACAGCAACAGCUAUCACCAAGUGGAUGGCAAUGCAGCUACAACAAGUAGUAACAGUAAGGAGAAGUCAGACUGGGAUAGUGGCAAUAGCAACUAUCAACAACAACAACAACAACAACAACCAAAGGACAAACAGGACAAAAAGACGCACAAUGCUGUCAGCAAUGGUAACGUCCUGCAGUUCGAAACAGAUGAGGCACCGGUCGUGGAAUCAGUGCCUCAGGUAGAGAAGGCGCCGAAAGGCCGUCGGAAUCGCGGUAAGAAGGAUAAUUCAGCCAAAGACAAUCAUAGCCAGCAGCAGGCGCAACAUAAGGAGGCUGCAGCCACAGCUGCACCUGCUGCCGCGGCAACUGCCACCAACAGCAGCAACAAUAACAACAACAACAACAACAACAACAACAAUGAUGCAAGCUCCGUUUCGUCGUCAACCAGCUCAUCGUCGAGCAAUGCCGCCGCUGCCGCCAUCUCGCACAUAGCCAGCAAAGUUGUAUCCAAGAUAUGCGAAACAUGUCUAAAGCUAGAGGCAGAUGUCAAGAAAUAUCGUGCCGAGAUUAGCCACAUGAAGCAAAUCGAGAACGAACUUCGCCAGAAGCUGGACGUCAAUCUAACCAGCAAAUCCAGUUUGCAGGCCAAACAGAAGGAGUGCGAUGAGCUUGAGAAGCGCAUACAGGAGCUUAACAAUGCACGCCAUGCAGACAUGCUCAGUUUACAGACCGUGGAACGUCGUCUGAACGAGGAACGCCGCCAAAAGCAAUCUCUUGACGCUCAGCUGGCCAACGAAAAGAAGGCACGUAAAACUGCCGAGGAGAAAGCGGCACGUCCUGAGUGUAGCGCCCAAUGCAAGCAGCGUCGCCAGCAAAUCGACGAAGAGUUGAAGCGCGUGCGCAAUGAACUCAAACAGACCGACGAUGCUUGGAAGCUGGCCGUGGAUCAUGGUCGCAAAUUCGAGCAGGAGUAUCAUAUGCUGGAACUUAAGGUGCAAAAUCGCGAGUCCACGCAGGCGGAUGCUGAAAUGCUUAUGAAUGCACUGGCUACUAUGCAGGAGAAGAACACAACGUUGGAGAAGAAUCUAUCCGCAGAGACGAGAGUUAAGCUGGACUUAUUCUCGGCUCUGGGCGUGGCAAAGCGCCGGCUAGAAAUAGCUGACAGUCAACGUCGGUCCAAGGAGGAUGAGGUCAUUGAUCUCAAGGCCAAGAUAGCACAGCUGCUGGCUGUUAUGCCGGAUACGCUAUGCCUGAAUACGGGGCCGCAUGGUAGUGGAAGCAUGCUGCGCAUGAACGAUACACCUCCGCUACAAUCGGGCGGACCGGGCCCGUCCUCGCCCAUGCUCAGUUUGGGUGUUGCGCAAGAUUAUCAACAGCACCAACAUCAACAACAUCAACAGCACCAGCAGCACCAGCAACAUCAACAGCUUCAGCAGCACCAGCACCAGCAACAGCAACAGCAGCAUCAACAGCAGCAUCAACAGCACCAACAGCAGCAGCACCAACAGCAGCAGCACCAACACCAGCAGCAGCAGCAACAGGUUGUGCCCGUAUCUCAGCAGCAGCAACAGCAAAUGGUGCCUGUGAGUGUGGCUGCAGCGCUUCAUGUAGUAGCCGGCAAUGUGGUUAACGGAGGUGGAGGCGGCGGCCUCUCGACGCUGGAUCCAAAUGCUAGCGUCUAUACGCCCAAGACAGGCAACAUGAUGGUGGUGCCGCCGGUGAAAAUGAAUCCCAAUGGUGCGGAUGCCUGACGCCAGCAGCACCAACAGCAGUCAUCGGCGUUAUCGUCAGCGACUGUGUCAUCCUCGCAUCAGCUAUUGAGACGACAAGUAUGAGAUUAUUAUAAUUUAUAUGAAACGUAACAGCAAACAGCAUCAGCAUAAGCAUCAGCAACGGCAACCGAACGAUUUAGACUACAGUAGUCAACAGAAGACAAAUGGGAGCAGUUUGCAUAUGAUAUAAAGAAUGUCCGAACUAAGCAUAAGAAGUUUCCUUUAACAAAUCCACACAACUACAACAGUAUCACAUCGAUGUACACCCAUUUUCAAUUUCCAUAACACACAAUCGAAGCAGAGAUACAUUUCACAACAGAAGUUAGUUGAUUGUUUUCCAAAUUCCACACAGUAUGAAUGCCCCCAGUUAUAUGCUUUUAUUUUUGACUUAUCUCAAAAUGACUCGAAAUGUCAUUAAACUUAAUUAAACUAAAAUCCAAACAUUUUAAGCAUGUUUGAAGCAAAAAAAAAAUGGAAAUUGUUUUCCAAAUUCCCAACUGAGAAUUUAGUUAUCUGUAAAUGAAAUGUUCGCAUCCA
Molecule: messenger RNA, 3992 nt
Organism: Drosophila hydei
Lineage: Eukaryota; Metazoa; Arthropoda; Insecta; Diptera; Drosophilidae
Product: macoilin
Exons: 12
Coding region: 441-3434 (997 amino acids)
Biological process (GO): chemotaxis; neuronal signal transduction
Cellular component (GO): rough endoplasmic reticulum membrane; nuclear membrane
Molecular function (GO): microtubule binding
Source: RefSeq, a predicted model, not a curated record